AUGGAUGUUUUUAAACGUAAUCAAUUUAAAUUUCGAUCUUUACCUCGUUGUUUAACAUCUGCUAUUCGAUCAAUAUCAUUUGAACGUCUUGAUAGUCAUCAUUAUUUUUCAAAUACACCAUCUUUACCUAGAAGACGAAAUGGAAUAUCUGCAGAUUCAUAUAAUGAAAUUAGAAAAUUAAUUUUACAUGCACCAUUACCAACAACUAUUCUUCAACAAUCACCAACAAAAGAAUUUUCAUUAAAUGGCAUUGAUUUACCUUUAGCUGCUUCGUCAUAUUAUAUUCUCACAUUAAUAAAUGAAUGUUCAACACUUGUUUUAUUUAAUAAAGAUUAUGAACUAUGUCGAAUUGAUAUAAGUGAUGCAUUAGUUCUUGUUCAUGAUCUUUGUUGGUCAUCAAAAUUAAAUAUGUUUCUUAUGGCUGGAUAUUCUCUUUAUACAUUUAAUCCUCGAUCAUGUAUAUUAUCGACUAUUGACAAAAUAGAAUUAGCUCGUGGUGAAUGGAUUGUAUCGAUAACAAGUGAUAGUAAUUCAAUUUAUCUUCUUUAUUCAUCACGUUCAGUUCGUAUAGAAUGUCGUUCACUUUUUCUACCACAUCAGCUUGAAAAACAAUGGUUACAAAAAGAUUUUCUUCAACAAAAAGAUUUUCUUGCACAAUGUAUACGUAUUAAUGAAUGGAAUAUUCUUGCUAUGACAAUAAAACAAAGAAAUGGUGAAUGGAGAGUUGAUUUAUUUAAUUCAACUAAUCUUAAACGAAUACAUCGAAGUUGUGCAUUAGGCCAUGGUGUACCCGGAAUGAGAAAUUGUCUACUCAUAUCUUAUAAUCGUUUAUGGAUUGUUAUUAAUAAUUGUUCAAUACCUAAACAAAUUAUUUUACUUGAUGAAAAUGGUCGAAUUAAAGCAAAAACACAUAUUGAUAAACCACAUGGAUUUUGUAAUCUUUGUUUAAUCGGUAAUGAAUGGAUUGGAAUGAAUUUAAAAGAUAAAUUACGACUUUAUAAGAUUCAAUAA
Molecule: messenger RNA, 1011 nt
Organism: Rotaria sp. Silwood1
Lineage: Eukaryota; Metazoa; Rotifera; Eurotatoria; Philodinida; Philodinidae
Source: the annotation of a GenBank genome assembly